Caenorhabditis angaria is the source of this 264-nucleotide messenger RNA. NCBI's taxonomy places the organism in Eukaryota, Metazoa, Nematoda, Chromadorea, Rhabditida, Rhabditidae. The record is from the annotation of a GenBank genome assembly.
UUGGAGAAGAAGAGUGGAGAAAAAGAAGCGAAAUCUGGAAAUAAUAAGAAAAGAAAAGCGGUGAGUUGAAUUUUGUCUGAAAUUUUCUGAAAUUCCCCCAAUUUUCAGGCUGAAAGUGACGAAGAUGAAGAAAUUGAAGAAGAAAAACCGACAGUUCCAAAACAAUCGAGAAAAAGAGCAAAAAUUGGAGCAGCUGCCAAAAAAGCCGAUUCAACAAUUCCAGAUAAAUUUGCAGAUUUGGAUAAUUGGAGUGAUGAGGAUUAG